Messenger RNA from Pomacea canaliculata, 3635 nucleotides. Its product is annotated as AKT-interacting protein-like. Lineage: Eukaryota; Metazoa; Mollusca; Gastropoda; Architaenioglossa; Ampullariidae. The transcript has 9 exons. The record is from RefSeq and is a predicted model, not a curated record. Bases 174 to 968 code for a protein of 264 amino acids.
GGAAACACUAGUAGCGGCCCCUUACUUGGAGUGGUUCGUCGUGCUAGUGCCUUCCAACUCCAGUUAAAUCACUUUCUAGGGGAACGAUGUCAGCAUUGGUUCAAUUGUGAUCACACAACACACGGAAAACGAUCAUCGAAGAAAGGGAUCCUUCAAGAAGAACACGGGUUAACAUGAACACCCUUCAAGACUCGUCAUCAGAGUCAUCCGAUGCUCUGUCCACCUCGCCAUCUCCUCUCUUGUCAAGCAGUGGGGUUUCUGGAGGUGAAGGUCGCCAGCUUCCCAGCAUACCUAAUCCCAACAGACUCACAAACAACAUGGAUGCAGCUGUCAAACCUUCAAGCAAACAAGUUCCUCCCAUUCGAGGCACAUGUGGAUAUGGGCCUUUUCUACAGGAGUACUCAAUGAUGGCAGAGUACAAUCAGCUGCUUAAACAGAAACUGCCAGGCAUGUAUGUCAUGCCUUCUGCUAAAUACCGUUUCCUGUGGAAUGGUGUACUAUUUCUUCGAGAAAAACUUUAUGCUGGAGGAGCCUUGAGGUUUACCAUGACUAUUCCAGACAACUAUCCUGAUGGUGAUUGUCCGGAUUUCGUGUUUGAAUUUCCCAUCUUCCAUCCAUUAGUUGAUCCAAUUACUGGACGAGUUGAUGUCAAGCGGGCAUUUCCAAAAUGGAGGCGAAAUGUAGAUCACCUUUGGCAAGUGCUGAUGUAUGCAAGAAAAAUUUUCUACAAGAUUGAGACAAAAGCACCACUCAAUAUUGAAGCAGCAACAUUGUAUGAACAGAAUCUUGACAAGUUCAAACAGCAUGUGAAUGACUCCAUCAAGGCUGCCAAGCAACGUCUCAUGCAGUCGCCAAGUUCAGAUGAUCCUUUUGCCCUCAGGUUUAGUCCUUGGACACAGCCAGUACACGGUGAGGCACGUCAAGAAAUGCUCAAGUCAAAGGUACAUAAGCAUGCAGGAAUGUCAUAGCAGGGAGCCUUCAGCUAAUCCAUGUGAUUUGGGCUUGUCAUGGAUGAAGCCAGGUUGCACCCAGGUCUUUGCCUAUGAUGAUUUUGGAUCAACAUGACUGACCAACAGGACUGGGCUCUGGAAGAAUCUGUGAUGUUGCUGUGAUUAUUAACAUAUCUGUCCCAAGAAUGAAGCAAAAUAAGAGUGAGCCUACUUCAGUCCUGCUGGAGCUGACUCCAUGCUCUACGUUGGCAUAUCUCUGAAAAUAAGUCUUUAUGAAAAGAAGUGAUGAGGAAGACUUUCCUGUGACGUCUAGUUUUUUUCAAGACCAAGAUGUAAACUUAAGGGCAGCAUCUCUGUUGCAGUGUUAAUUUUACUUUUCUUUCACCAUUUUAUCUUGUGGUGUCAUAAGUAAAUAUUUUGUCAGCUCAGAGCAAUGUAAAUCACAAGUAUACGUCCUAAGUUUAUUGCCUACAGCCAGAAAGCAGACUGUGUUUGUCAAAACAGACUAUCCACCAUAUCAGCACCUAUUAAUCACUUGCAGUCAAUAAAGAUCUACCAAGUUUUAUGGAGAUAUCUGUAAAGUGCCUUGUGCUGGUCCAUUAAUCACCUAGUUACAAGCUAGGCAAGAUGAAUGGCUAGCAGACUGAGGUGCAUGUCACAUUGCGGUCUUGAGUUCACAUAUAUGUACGGCUGUCUCAACUCUUAAGGAUGUAAACCCUGACAGUGAGUUUUGUCUUGUGUAUUGGAUGCUCCAACAGUCACAGCCGGCAGCAAUCGUGCAACAGUGCAAGGGACUGUUGUUAUGAAGUGAGAAUAAAUUGUUUUCCAAAGGCAAAAUCGGGAACUCAAGAAAAAACAUCUUGUUUUCAUAGUCACAAUGUGAUGCCCAAACCCUGCAGACAAUAUUUCAUGUUUCUUGACCCUGAGGGCAUCUUUGCCACCACUUUAUAACUAUAGCUCCUGAGGUAAAAGAAAAUUUAGUCUGUCACCACUUGAUAACCUAGGAAACAUAGUUGUUGUUCUUAAGGUCCUCAUGUUUUCCCACGGCAACGACUACCUUCGCUUUAUAACUAACAGUCAGAUAAACAGGCCUGUUGAUGCUGCUUGGUACUUCCUGCCAGCAUGAUCCAGAUAUGUCAGAUUUGUUUGACUAGCUGCACCCUGCACUUGCUUGUCAUUCUGAUUUCAUUAUCCAACAGCCAAAUGUUUACGUAUUUAAUAUUAUGCUGUAUGGUUAUAGGUUUUUUCAAAAUUCACAUUGUCUUAAAUUCUGCUAGCCUUGCUUUCUAGUUUGUGUAUUGCUUGAGGGGUUUUUUGGUAGGGUGGAGGGGAUCCCAGAGGAAAAGAUUGACUUUUGUGUCGUUAAGCUGUGGAAGUGCUUUCUGUUGCCUGUAAACCUGAAGAUGUAGGAGAGAGAUGUUUACAAGUAAGCCUGAAGCUGCUAGAGAGCAGGUGCCAAGGAUGACUGGAUACAGUGAUCACCAAGGUGCUGUUCACUGCAAUUUUUUUAUGUUUUCUUUAAAAUUACUUCCUCUUUUUUUAAUGUGUUUCUAAAUGCAGCUUCUUGAAGAAGAAAUUUGGUUGUGUUUGAAAUUUACUCAGGUUUUAUAGUUUUCUUGCAUAUUUAGUGACAUAAAUUUGUUUGCUAGCAUGUACAAAUCAGUCUACUAAUGCCUUGACCGAUGAACAUGAACAUUGAAGAACUAGCUCUGAGUGAGAGAGAGAAAGAGUGCAUGUGUGUGUUGUUUGGGGAGAUUUAUGUUGAAUUCGCUUACACAUUUGAUUAUUGUGGCCAAGAUUGAUGGCAAACUUCAUAGUUAUAUUAAGCUUCAGGCUAUUUUUUGUCAUUUGUACAUGCACAUCUAAGGCAGUACUUGUGUAGACUGGUAAGUGGUAUGUUGAGAGGCAGGCCUUUCUGUCUGUGCAAGUGUUUUGUAGCUGGGACAUUUGUGCAUGGUGUGUCUAAAUAUGCAUGGACACCAACACUUCUCAAACAUUAAUCUGAACAGCUGCCAGUUAACACUAUACAUGUAUUUGCAUAAUCAAUGUGCUGUUGGCAUAGUGAGCUACUGGAGUUGCCUUGCUGUUAGUGAAUACUGGGUCAUCUGGGUUUUUGACUGAAUGCUAGUGGUCAUUAAGCUUGCACUUUGAUGUCCACAAACACAAUAUACCAUCAGUGUUCAUUGAUGUCAGCAAACACGGUGUGUUGUCAGACAUGUUCUUUGAUAUCAGCAAACCCUGUGUGUCAUCAGACACGUUCUUUGAUUUCAGUAAAGGCUGUGGGUCAUUAAAUUUAUCCUGACAAUGAACACUGUGGGUCAUCAAACAUGUUCUUGUUUAGGUUUCAGUGACAACGAGCUAACUUGGCAACCUAUAAAUUCAUGGAGCUUGUUGAUUAUUUUGAAUACUCCACUGUUUCUGUGGAGGUAUAUCAAAGAAUUGAUAUGACGACAAAGAUAAACAGUAAUUUGAACCAAAGUCAAAGAAGAAUGCAGUGAUCUUAUGUGUAUCAUACAGCACGUGGUACAUGUACUGCAGUCCAUUACUUUCUCCUGUUUGCUGAGCUCACCUUAUAUAACAUGACAGAAAUGCUUUGUAAAUUGAUGUCCCGUAACAGAUGUUUUGAGACAAAAGAUAUUAAAAUGUUUUUUAGUGAAAGGAUGGAUAACCCUUGUCCUUAGAAAA